This is a messenger RNA of Microthlaspi erraticum, 1359 nucleotides long. The record is from the annotation of a GenBank genome assembly. NCBI's taxonomy places the organism in Eukaryota, Viridiplantae, Streptophyta, Magnoliopsida, Brassicales, Brassicaceae.
AUGAAGAUUAAGGUGAUAUCGAGAUCGGUUGAUGAAUUCACCCGAGAAAGAAGUCAGGAUCUUCAGCGCGUCUUUCACAACUUCGACCCCAGUCUUCGACCAAUGGAGAAGGCCGUUGAAUACCAGAGAGCUCUCACAGCUGCCAAAUUAGAGAAGAUAUUUGCAAGACCGUUUAUUGAUGCAAUGGAUGGGCAUCGAGAUGGAAUCUCUUGUAUGGCGAAGAACCCUAAUUACCUGAAAGGAAUCUUCUCUGCUUCUAUGGAUGGAGAUAUUCGCCUUUGGGAUAUUGCUACCAGGCGCACAGUAUGCCACUUUCCUGGUCAUCAAGGUGCUGUGCGUGGACUUACAGCAUCAACUGAUGGCAAAGUAUUGGUUUCUUGCGGAGUUGAUUCCACUGUUCGUUUGUGGAAUGUUCCCCGUCCUUCGCUUGAAGAUUCUAGCAGUUCAUCUGAAAACGCCGUUGAGCCAUCUGAGGUCUAUGUCUGGAAGAAUGCGUUCUGGGCUGUUGAUCAUCAGUUUGAAGGUGAACUUUUUGCUACGGCUGGAGCUCAACUAGACAUAUGGAAUCAUAAUAGGUCUCAGCCAGUUCAGAGUUUCCAAUGGGGAAAUGACUCUGUAAUAUCUGUCCGGUUUAAUCCUGGAGAGCCUGAUAUAUUGGCAACAUCUGCUAGUGAUCGUAGCAUAACCAUUUAUGAUAUUCGCAUGGCCAAUGCGGCAAGGAAAAUUAUCAUGAUGACGAAAACAAAUUCAAUCGCAUGGAACCCUAUGGAGCCGAUGAACCUGACAGCUGCUAAUGAAGAUGGCAAUUGCUAUAGCUUUGACGGUAGGAAGUUGGACGAAGCCAAGUGUGUGCAUAAAGAUCAUGUUUCUGCAGUGAUGGAUAUUGAUUUUUCACCUACUGGUCGUGAAUUUGUUACGGGUUCUUAUGAUCGAUCGGUGAGAAUCUUCCCAUACAAUGGAGGACACAGCAGGGAAAUCUACCACACAAAGAGAAUGCAGAGAGUAUUCUGUGUCAAGUACAGCUGCGAUGCUACCUACAUUAUAUCAGGCAGUGAUGACACUAAUCUCAGGCUAUGGAAGGCCAAAGCAUCAGAGCAGUUGGGAGUCAUACUUCCAAGGGAACAGAAGAAGCAUGAGUACAAUGAGGCUGUGAAGAACCGGUACAAACAUCUUCCUGAGAUCAAGCGUAUUGUCAGGCACAGGCACUUGCCGAAACCAAUAUACAAAGCAAGAGGGAUUAUUCAAGCCGUUAACGAUUCAAAGAGGAGGAAACAGGCCCGAGUUAAAGCUCACAGUGCUCCAGGAAAAGUUAUCGCCAAACCUUAUCGUCGAAGCAGGAUCAUCAAAGAAGUGGAGUGA